Messenger RNA from Eimeria mitis, 1419 nucleotides. RefSeq lists its product as uncharacterized. The record is from RefSeq and is a predicted model, not a curated record. Gene Ontology annotation, cellular component: centrosome; spindle pole; microtubule. Gene Ontology annotation, biological process: positive regulation of cytokinesis. Lineage: Eukaryota; Apicomplexa; Conoidasida; Eucoccidiorida; Eimeriidae.
AUGAUUCUUAUUUCAGAGAAAAACUCUGAGAAAGGCCUAUGCAACUCUCUGCCGCCAGUCCUGCAGCUGCCGCAGCAGCAGCAGCAGCAGCAGCAGCAGCAGCAGCAGCAACAGCAACUGCAGCAGCAACAACAGCAGCUACAACAGCAACAGCAGCAACAAGAACAGCAGCAGCAAUUCAACUUUAAAUAUAGAAGAGAACUACCACAUCCUAUUGCUCGUGUUGCUGCACUACAAGAAAAACUGCUGCAACUCAUCACCACAAAAACUCAACAAAAAACACCAGAAAAUCUUCCCCCCGUCACCGCCGUCACUGCGUUUCUAUCAACUGUUAAAAAAACCACACAAACUGCCACCAAUACUGCAACGACCCUGGAGGAGGCGAAGUCUGCGUGCGAUGAGUUGCUGCAGCUGCUGAGUGCUGAGUCUGAGUCUCGUCGAGCUUUUUGUUUUGCUGAGGUUUAUGCACUCUAUGUACUCAUCAAGGAAGAAACGGCGGCUCCUGCUGCUGCUCCUCCUGCUGCUGCUGCAGCAGCAACUGCUGCUGCUGAUACAGAGGCAGAGACAAAGCCCACUGCGGCAACAGCACCCCAGCGGGUUACCGAACCCGACAUCAGUAACAACCCUACUCACGCUACCUCAGCUGAGGUUUAUGCACUCUAUGUACUCAUCAAGGAAGAAACGGCGGCUCCUGCUGCUGCUCCUGCUGCUGCUGCUGCUGCAGCAACUGCUGCUGCUGACACAGAGGCAGAGACAAAGCCCACUGCGGCAACAGCACCCCAGCGGGUUACCGAACCCGACAUCAGCAACAACCCUACUCACGCCAGCAGCAGCAGCAGCAGCACCGGCAGCAGCCUGGGUAGUGCAGACUAUGGGAUAGGAACGAGGAGAGGAAGCGGUAGCCAGCAGCAGCAGCAGCAGCACGCUGCAUCCCCGCCUCCUCAGCAGGAGCAGGAACAGCAGCAGCAGCAGCAGCAGCAACAGCAGCAGCAGGGAGGCCGUUUAUCAUUGAACUUGCUGCCUCGUCUGGGGGGUGGAGAUCAUGGUGAGGGCGCGAGGGGAUACAUUGGCAAUGCAAUAAAGCGGCUGAGGAAUGCAAGCGUGGGGGAGGGUUGUCCCCCUCCUACCGACAGCGAAGCAGCAGCAGCCGCAGCAGCAGCAGCAUCAACAGCAGCAGCAACAGCAGCAGCAACAGGAGCAGCAGGAGGAACAACGUUGCUACGUGAACUGCAGCAGCAACAGCAGCAACAGCAGCAGCAACAGGAGCAGCAGGAGGAACAACGUUGCUACGUGAACUGCAGCAGCAACCGGGGGAUAAUGUGCCUCUGCUGCAGCCCAAGACGGAGCAAGAACCAUGGAAGCAGAAGCUGCUUGCUGCUGUAUCGAGGGAGCGUACAGAGGAGCUGCGUGUAUUAUUAA